AUGCGGAUGAAAGGGUUGGCCUGCCCGUGCCCUGCCCUACCCAACUUCUUGGAGCUGGGGGCCUGCUUAAUGGCUGAGGGUUCCCGGACUCAGGCGGCAGGUCAAGGGCCUCCUGUCAACAUCCAGCUCCUUCGCGCCCAGUAUGAAGGUCUGAGGAGACAGCAGAGGACCCAUGCCCACCUGAUGGUGUUCCCUAAAGACGGGACCAUGCUUACUCCAGCUGAAUCGAUGACCGGUGUUGUUUGGAUUAACAAGAACAGAAAGAGCUCAUUGUCCCUGGAAGACACUGACUCUGAGGUUGAGGGGACAUUGGAGGAAGUAGACAGAAGCUGCCUUCAGGCUCCUGAGACUCCAUGGCACACAUACUUAGAGAUGCAUCGCUUGGUUCAAACCCUUGGUUCCCACCAAGGGAACCCCAAGGGCUAUCUCACAGAGUCAGAAUCCAGGCUCUCUCCAGAGGGAGACCCUAAUAUGAUGGAAAACAAUCAGAAGACUCAACAAGAAACCAACAUCUUGGAGACAGCCCAGCGUCAAAGUCAGGAGGGUGGUAUCCCACUCCAGGCAGCAGGCUCCAGUUUACAAGCCGGUGUUCAGCAUCUUCCUUCCACAAAGAGCCUACACAGGUCUGGAAAAGCAUCUCACUAUCCAUUUCCCCAGAGGAAACUUCCCAGGAUCUCCCAAGCUGCCCGGAAUCUGGGCUUAUAUGGCCCACCCUGAGGCUUUCCACUCUGCCCCGUGUCUCAUCUUUGUGGCCACUAAUCAACUCAUCUAGGAACAAACUAGACAGAGCCUUGAACAAUAAGAAACAAUUGGACCACCCCAAUUGUAGGAAUCAUGGGAAAUGAACUUCUUAAUGGGAAAUGGUCUCUUCCGUUAACAAUCAGGAGAAUACCCAUCAGACUGCUUACAUUAAGGCAAACAUGCUCUCUUUCCCCCACAGUCUGAUUUUAGUCAUAUAGAAAAACAUCCCCAGUAGUUCUGGAUGCUUUUCCAUG
Messenger RNA from Cricetulus griseus (Chinese hamster), 995 nucleotides. The record is from RefSeq and is a predicted model, not a curated record. NCBI's taxonomy places the organism in Eukaryota, Metazoa, Chordata, Mammalia, Rodentia, Cricetidae.